Molecule: messenger RNA, 1555 nt
Organism: Daldinia caldariorum
Lineage: Eukaryota; Fungi; Ascomycota; Sordariomycetes; Xylariales; Hypoxylaceae
Product: integral membrane protein S linking to the trans Golgi network-domain-containing protein
Exons: 2
Coding region: 413-1054 (213 amino acids)
Biological process (GO): protein localization to Golgi apparatus; Golgi to endosome transport; Golgi to plasma membrane protein transport
Cellular component (GO): trans-Golgi network; Golgi membrane
Source: RefSeq, a predicted model, not a curated record
ACCUUGGACAUCCAACUUUUUUUUAGCAUAACGCAUUUCGCGCUUUACUUUUUAGCGUUUUAAUACUUCUUUUAGGGUGUAGGAGGUUUACCUUACCGGCAUUACUGAACAAAAUACUUCUACGUGUACAAUACAAUAAUACAAAUACAAUAGGUCGAAUUUGUAAUGGUGGUAUUAUAGCGCGAAGGCAAAGGCGAAAACGAAAUAUUACGGGACUUUCCGACUUCCUUUCCAUCCGCUCAUUUAUUCAUUCAUUCAUAUACUUUUUUUUGGAGGGAGAGGAGAGCAGAGGAGAAGAUCAGCAUUAGACGAACAAACACAUCGCGCACCGAUUUUUAUUCUCUCCUUUUCUUCCGGGUUUUCUAAUAUACGAUAAACCUCGAAAAGGAAAGAAAGGAAAGAAAGAAAGAAAAUGGCCAGGCGGAGGAGACCCCCGCGGGCCGGCGCCGCAAACGAGCUCCCACCCCUCCGGAUCCUCGGCCAGAUUGCCGCGCUGCAGAGCAUAUACUACGCGGCCGCCCUCGUCCUGAUGCUCUUCACGUCCCUGGUCGCCGGUACCCGGUUUAGCCUCGAUUUGGUUUUCGGCUGGGCCGAACUGCGCGGCGACACGACGCAAGGGUGGCUGAUGGGGUUUGUCUGGCUAUGUUGCGCUGGCGCUGCUGUCGUAGCGAUGGUGGCUUUCGUAGGCCGCUCGAAACUCGUACUCGACUUCGCGCUUACCCUCCAUUUCAUCCACCUCGUUAUCGUGACGUUCUACACGGGCUUCUUACCGCGAAAUGUUGCCUGGUGGGCUACGGCUAUAGUGUCGAGCGCGGUGACGGUCGUGGGGGGAACUUACGGCUGCCAGUGGAGGGAAUUACAGCCCAUUAGUUUUGGAGGCAACGCGAAGGAUAAUACCAUAGAGGGUGGCGCCGCGGGCGCAGCGCAGAACGGGGCUGCGGGAAGUCAAGGCGACGAGGAGAUGGGCUUCGGCAGGGGCCGCGGAAGGGGUAGAGGGAGAGACGGAGCUGGAGAGUAUGAAAUGGUUGGCAUGAAUGGCGACAGGAAUCGGUAAUGCCUUUUUCUUUUUUUAACCUUUCUUGCGGGAUUAAUGGUCCAUAAUCAGCAGGACUUGUAUGAAUAUUGCACGCACGGCGUUGGUUCUUUGAAAGAAUAAAUGAGAGCCUCGAGACCUGGGGCUGUUGAUGCUCUAUGGCAUGAUAUUGUACCUGGUUAUGUUGGAUACCUAAUAUUAUAGACGAAGGCAUGAGACGUAUAUCGCCGGUGAACCAUCCAGGGAUUCAAGAUUACAAAUAGAACAGAGUCUGAAAACUCAUCUUGUGUGCGUGGAUUUGGUAUGAAUCUAGACUCAGGGGUCUCAGAUGUUGUUACCUCUAAGUGCCGACUUGUUGUCCGAGCCAUUUCCCAUUCAUUCGAAUUUCUGGAUAUCGCGAUUCAAAUUAGACCAACAAAAAUACCCAAAUAAACAAAUUUUCCCCUUUUUAAUUUAAUUGAUCAAUUAGAUAAAUCCCGCUCUCAAAAGGUACCUAACCUAAGGGGAAGCAAUCAAGUUUCU